This is a messenger RNA of Sphaerodactylus townsendi, 6205 nucleotides long. RefSeq names its product LLGL scribble cell polarity complex component 1 (gene LLGL1). Gene Ontology annotation, molecular function: myosin II binding; GTPase activator activity. The transcript has 23 exons. The record is from RefSeq and is a predicted model, not a curated record. Gene Ontology annotation, cellular component: cytoplasm; plasma membrane; cortical actin cytoskeleton. Bases 242 to 3409 code for a protein of 1055 amino acids. Gene Ontology annotation, biological process: cortical actin cytoskeleton organization; regulation of establishment or maintenance of cell polarity; regulation of Notch signaling pathway. Lineage: Eukaryota; Metazoa; Chordata; Lepidosauria; Squamata; Sphaerodactylidae.
UGGCUCGGCCGCCCCUGCCCAUUGUGUGGCCGGCUGCUUCCCCGGCGGGCUCGCUGAUUGGCCGCGUCGCCCGUCGCUGGCCCCCGAGCGCCCCCCUGCGGCGCCCCAGCGGGUCCCCCGCGCAGAGCUGGAGGCGGCGGCGGCGGCGGCGGCGGCGGGGAGAGCAGGAGCCCGGCCUGGCGCCGCUCACGCCCUUUUGCAUGGGGGAAGCGCCCGCGCCCCUCCGCCCCGGCCCGGCACCAUGAUGAAGUUUCGCUUCCGCCGCCAGGGCCACGACCCCCAGCGGGAGAAGAUCAAGCAGGACCUCUUCGCCUUCAACAAGACUGUGGAACAUGGCUUCCCGAAUCAGCCGAGUUCUUUGGCCUUUGACCCCAAGCUACGCAUUAUGGCCAUUGGCACCAAAUCCGGAGCGGUGAAAAUAUACGGUGCCCCUGGGGUUGAGUUCACCGGCUUGCACAGGGACACGGCCACCGUCACCCAGAUACACUUUCUACCUGGGCAGGGCCGGCUGCUCUCGCUGCUGGAUGAUAACACCCUCCACUUGUGGGAGAUCUAUCAGAAAGAUGGCUACUCCCACUUGGAAGAGACCCGCAGCUUCAUCCUCCCCGGACGUCCAGGGUUUGACAGCACUAACUCCCCUCCCAGCAUUACCCGGGUAACGGUGAUCCUUCUGCUGUCUACCUGUGACGUUGCGUGCCUCGGGACGGAAGGGGGCGGCGUCUACUUCCUGGAGCUCCCUGGAUUGACGCACCUCGAGGACAAAUCUCUGUACCAAGAUGAGAUCCUGCAGAGUGUGCCGGAGGACUACAAAUGUGGGAAGGCUUUGGGCCCGGUGGAGUCGCUGCAGGAACACCCGCAAGACCCAGCUAAAAUCCUGAUCGGCUUUAGUAGGGGAUUGAUGGUCCUGUGGAAUAAAAAUGCCAGAGAAGUGGAGCACCUUUUCUUGGGCAACCAGCAACUGGAAAGCGUUAGCUGGGAGCGGAGCGGCCGGACGGUUGUGAGUUCUCACAGUGACGGCGGUUAUGCAGUCUGGUCCGUGACCGAGGGCUCACCUAAGACCAUCCAACCGGUCACGUCCACUGUCCCUUACGGGCCUUUCCCCUGCAAAGCUAUCAACAAGAUCGUAUGGCAAACAUGCGAGUCUGGGGGUCACUUCAUCAUAUUCAGUGGUGGGAUGCCCCGGGCCAGUUACGGGGACCGGCACUGCGUGACUAUCCUGCACGGACAGACGCUAGUCACCCUGGACUUCACUUCGCGCGUGAUCGACUUCUUCACGGUAUACAACACAGAGGUAGAGGACGAGUUCGACAACCCGACCGCCUUGGUGGCUCUGGUGGAGGAGGAGUUGGUCGUCAUCGACCUGCAGACGCCGGGCUGGCCCACGAUCCCGGCCCCCUACCUGGCCCCGCUCCAUUCCUCUGCCAUCACCUGCUCGUACCACAUCUCCAACGUCCCCCUCAAGCUGUGGGAGAGAAUUAUCAGCGCAGGAGAACAGCAGAGCCCCCGGGUGUCCUCAGGGAACUGGCCCAUCAGUGGAGGAAGAAAUUUGGCCCAGACGCCCACACAAAGAGGACUUCUCUUGACUGGCCAUGAGGAUGGGACGGUGCGCUUCUGGGAUGCCUCGGGGGUAUCCCUGAAGCCCCUGUACAAGCUGGGCACGGCCCACAUUUUCCAGACCGACUGUGAACACGACAGUUUGAACCAGUCCGGUGACGAGGAAUGGCCCCCGUUCCGGAAGGUUGGGUGCUUCGACCCCUACAGCGACGACCCCCGGCUGGGAAUCCAGAAGAUCGCUCUCUGCAAAUACACUGCGAAGAUGGUGGUGGCUGGAACGGCCGGGCAGGUGCUGGUCAUGGAACUGAACGACGAGAAGUCGGAGCACACGAUCAACGUCGCCGUGAUGGACCUCCUUCAGGACCGGGAGGGCUUUACCUGGAAGGGCCACGACCGGCUCACUCCCAAGAACGGCUCCCUUUCCUUCGCCCAGGGCUUCCAGCCCACGGCUCUGGUGCAGUGCAUGCCCCCGGGAGCCGUCACGGCCACCACCUUGCACUCGGAAUGGAACCUGGUUGCUUUCGGGACGAGUCACGGCUUCGGGCUGUACGAUUACUACCGGCGGAACCCCAUACUGGCCAGGUGCACGUUACACCCCAACGACUCCCUCGCUAUGGAGGGCCCGCUUUCCCGGGUGAAGUCGCUGAAGAAAUCGCUGCGCCAGUCCUUCCGCCGGAUCCGCAAGAGCAGGGUGUCCGGAAAGAAGAGGGUUAACGCCACCAGCCCUUCUAGCAAGGUUCAAGAGGCUAAUGCCCAGCUUGCUGAACAAGCUGGCCCUCACGAGGUGGAGAUGACUCCCGUGCAGCGGCGGAUCGAGCCCCGGUCAGCUGACGACUCUCUGUCAGGUGUCGUCCGCUGCCUCUGCUUCGCCGAUACCUUCCUUCGAGAUGCUGCACACCACGGGCCCACCAUGUGGGCCGGAACCAACUCCGGGUCAGUGUUCGCCUACGCCCUGGAGGUCCCGUCCCAGGAGAAAUUUUCGGAGCGUUCCGUCGAGGCCGUCUUGGGCAAGGAGAUCCAGCUGAUGCACAGGGCCCCCGUCGUGUCGGUCGCUGUGCUGGACGGGCGGGGGAACCCUCUGCCAGAACCGUACGAGGUGUCUCGCGACCUGGCUAAAGCUCCCGACAUGCAGGGCAGUCAUUCGGUACUCAUUGCAUCCGAGGAACAGUUCAAGGUGUUCACGCUCCCCAGAGUCAACGCCAAAACCAAGUUCAAACUCACAGCCCACGAGGGCUGCCGGGUGCGGAAGGUGGCACUGGUGAACUUCGCAAGUGUGGCGUGUGAGGAUUAUGCCGAGAACUGCCUGGCGUGCCUCACCAACUUGGGGGACAUCCAUGUCUUCACGGUGCCCGGGCUGCGGCCGCAGGUCCACUACGAUUGCGUCCGGAAAGAGGACAUCAGUGGCAUAGCUUCCUGCGUGUUCACCAAGCACGGGCAAGGCUUCUAUCUGAUCUCUCCUUCGGAGUUUGAGCGUUUCUCCCUGAGCACCCGAAACAUCACGGAACCGCUGUGCGUGCUGGAUUUGAAUCGUGCCCACGACACCACGUGCCUAGGGAACUGUAAUUUCACCGCAAUGCCAAAACAAAGCCAAGCCAACGGGACGCAUGUCCUACAAGGGUCAGAAGCGAAUCAUUCGCCUGCGAGCACCGACCGGACCCCUGAUGAGCACCAAGCCUCUUUCUCCCCGACCCCUGUGGACUCUCCAAAUAACAGCAUCGACACCCCCUUGGAUACCACCGGAGAAAUCACGGCAGAGGAAGUGAAGGAUUACUUGGGACCCCCGGAGGAAGUGGAGAAAAAUCUGAGGAACAUGACAGAGGACGAGGCCCGAUCCUUGGGGAUUCUGAUUAAAUGAGGGACGGUGUACAGGGACGGUGUGUGGAUCCCCGCCCCCCCCCCCCCCCCCGGAUCACAGACAUAAGACUGGAGCUGUUCAGAUUUUGGGUUGUCAGCCGAACUCUUCACCCCCUCCUGAUCCCCUUCUCCACAACAUUUUUGGGUUUUUUCGCAAAGACUCGUCAUGGUUUUUUGUCGCCAUUUUUUUCCGGAUGUCCGGACUGAAAACUGACAUUGGAAUUUUUUUCCUCGCUCCUUCUCAUCUUUUGAAGAAGAAAAGGUGUGCCAUCGUCUGCGGGACCAAGUUUUUUUUCUCUCUCUCUCCUCUACCGUUACGCAAACACUACAAUUCUUAAAUUUUUUUACAAAGCGAAAAACUGACGCAUGGGCGCGCAAGAGAGGGGAUUACGAGAAGCAUCAAAACCCCGCAGAUCCGCCGUCGGCUUCUCACCAAAGCAUCAGCAUCAAACUUUGGGUGGCUCGGGGAGAGAAAAGGCCUUUAAAAAAAAAAAAAAGCCAACCGUUGAUGGUUUUCUUUUUUCGCUGCCUGGUACGCCGGACAAUUUCCCGAUGCCUCCAGGGCCCGGCCGGCGGACAUUCGUUGCACUGGCUGAUCCCAUUGCUUGUGGGGGAAUGUUUACAUAACUUGCAAUUUUUCUUGCCUGUUUCUAACUGCUUAAAUCUGCAUCCCUUCCUCCGACGCCCGGCUCCUUUUCUAACUCGGCUGGCUGAGAAAACCAACAUUUGCGUUAAGUACCCCGGGCCUUUCCGCUGACAUGCAACUAGCGGGGGAACUCCUCGCUCGAGACCUGACUUGAAGACAAAUGCCUGUCUGACAUUUUUUUUCCCCCUUGGAGAGAACAGUGGUUUUCAUUUUGCGUGCCUGUGUCUGUGUUUGCGUGUGUGUGUCUGAAGUGAUACAGCUGGCCAAGAAGUGACAAAUUUGCAGCCCUCAAUUACACCGUGUCCAAUUCCUCUCUCUCUGGGGAAAAAACCCACCGCCCGGGUCCCUUAACGCCAAGUGAGGAAAUUCUCCCUGAAUUCUCAGUUGCCUUUCUUGUUCACAUCCAUCAAUUUUUAAGGCGGAAGAAACUGUGGAGUGGGCACAUUCUCACACCUGGCACCGGAAAACGGCCAUUUCCCAAGCUUUGGGGUAAAACUCAGAAUCAUUCUUGGACAGUUUGGGGGCUUACUGGAGUCUCCUUGGCAAUUCCACACUGGCAGAGGGUUUCAUAUUCUGCCGUCUCUACAAGAGGGUGGUGAUUUAUGUAUAGUUUUCUUGAACUGCGUCCCUUUUUGGCAGGGAAAGAAUUCCACCUGGAACUGCGAAGCAGCGUUUGCAACCUAUCUUGGCGUAUUCUGUUGCCCGCUUGUAUCUCUGGCUCUGGGGGUUGGAGAUGAAAGUGGCAUGAAGAGCAUAGCUUGCAUCUCUGUCUUUUUGGGGUCUUGGUGUUGGAAAAGUCUCUGGUGGGAAAAGCUGGCAUCUCGCUUGAAAAAGUGUAGUGGGAACCUAGCUGCGAGUCCUCCCAGAACGGUUUGGACUGCAAGCUGUCUUCCUGUUUUUUAGAAGUAUCAACCUGCCCGCCGAUGCCAUGAUCCAAAAACUUCCCACCGAAUCAGCUGCGCAGUUUGAGGGACAGGUGGACAGAUCUCACCAACCCAUGAUUACCCCGGUUCUGGAUUUAAGAACUCGAAUGCGAGCAAUAAGGUCUGUUUGGGGUCUUUUGAACACCUUUUGUGGUUCGUUGUGCUCGUGGUUUCUCUUAAAUCCGUGCACGCUCACCUCUCCCUGCAGAACAUGCCGCACCUGCUCACUUCCCCGUCUUCCCUCCCCGUGACCCCAGUCUAGAUAUACAUCAACAACUUUUCAGGGUUGCUUUGGCGAACUUGACAUACCUGAUCGAAAACUCCAAACUGCUCCCAGGAAAAGAACUAGGAUUCAUCCUCCAAAUCAGCUCCCAAGUCCCAACUAAUUUGGGAGGUGAAGAUGGGACGGGUGUUUUAAAUCUGGGCCUUCCUUCUGUUGAAAAUGGAUUUUUUUUCUCCCCUGGAAAUGUUCUUUGUGACUCACUCGGCCACUUCUGGAAAGGGACCGUUGACUGAUAAUUGCACAUUUUUAAAGACCGUGUGGUGAGUCGCAUUCUCUGCCUGGAAGGACAGUACUCUAACAAGAGCAUCACGUAUUCCUUCCCUAAGUGAUCCACGUGCUCAUGGUGCGUUCUGCCAGUAGCAUCUUUGCCCACGGUCUGUCCAGGAAGGGCUUGAUCCUUUUUGCCCUCCUCUUAAAUACCCAAUCACCACCUUCCCCUGGUACCAUUUGCGCCCCAAAAAUAAAUCCAAAACAGCCUCUUGGGACUCACAUGGCUGCUAGAAUUGGCGCUGUUGUUUAUGGCACCCAGGUUUGGCACCCUGUAGCUGAGAUUUUUUUGGGCCCAGACUGUUUUGGGUUGCUCCUUGAGAGUUAAUGGAAGGAGGGCACAAAUACUUCUUUUUUGGGGAGGGGGGGGUGAGUUAGCAGUUACAGACACUUCACAAGAAUUCCUUACAAGAGUAUCUCGGUACGACUUGAUUUCCUACUCUGCGUGCGUGUGUGCGUGUGGGAAUGAAUGACGGGAGAAUCCCAUAGUUCAAAUGUGCCAUUCUGUGUCUUAUUUUUUUUUCUUUUCGGCCAGACUUAAUUGGAAAGGGAGGGAAAGUCCCCUGUUAGAAAGCCCCCUCUGGGAUUUUUGUUUGUCCAGGUCAUUAUGAAUUUAGCACUGUUUAGUUAUUAAUACCGGUUUUUAAUAAUGGAAAAAUAAAAGCAUUUAAUAUCUAA